Colletotrichum abscissum is the source of this 453-nucleotide messenger RNA. RefSeq lists its product as uncharacterized. The record is from RefSeq and is a predicted model, not a curated record. The transcript is spliced from 3 exons. Lineage: Eukaryota; Fungi; Ascomycota; Sordariomycetes; Glomerellales; Glomerellaceae. The coding region runs from base 1 to 453 and encodes 150 amino acids.
AUGGGAUUUCGGGUCCAUGCUGAUGUGUUGAUGCAAGAGAAGACGUCCAUGUUGCCAGAGAAGAUUUUCAAGGGACCUAACUCCGGCUUUGGCAACCCUCGUGUCAUGGUAAGCGGUACGUCAUUGUGGCCGAGGGCAUGCGUUACCGGCCCCGCUUGUCUUUCGGCCGCGGACGAUAUUCCCGACGGGCCCUAUGGUGUACUCCGUACGGAUACAGUAAGGUGCUUUCCGUACUUUUGUUACUUUUGCUGGGCCAACGGGGGCCACUGCGAACCGAAACAUGUGCCCAUUAUUCCAGGCACGAAUGGCGCAUUGCUAGAGCUUUUGUCAAGCAAUGCUCGUGUCAACGUUGCUUCGAACUCUAUCGUCAACUGUCGAUCUGUGCCUGGCGUGAUCACUGUUCGCCCGUCGGAAUCGACUCCGAGAUCCUCGGGGUCCAGUAUAGAACCUUGA